This is a messenger RNA of Lachancea thermotolerans CBS 6340, 624 nucleotides long. RefSeq names its product mitochondrial fission process 1 family protein. Gene Ontology annotation, biological process: mitochondrial fission. The coding region runs from base 1 to 624 and encodes 207 amino acids. The record is from RefSeq and is a predicted model, not a curated record. The transcript has a single exon. Gene Ontology annotation, cellular component: mitochondrion. Lineage: Eukaryota; Fungi; Ascomycota; Saccharomycetes; Saccharomycetales; Saccharomycetaceae.
AUGAGCGCGCCAACCAAAUCUCCGUCUUCUGAGUACGCUGAAACUCAUCUCCCAGAUAGUACUGAUUCCAGUGUUCGUUACGCUGCAUACGCGAGCCGCUUGAGGACCAUCGCCCUUGCGUCUCACAGAUAUGUGGCUUACACAUCCGAUAUCGGCGAGUCAUUCAGACCCGUGUUUUCGCCUCUUCUUGUCAAACUAGGUUACGGUGUUUCGUGGGCUUACAUACUGGGCGAUGUGUCUUACACUGCUUGGGUGGCAAAACUGCAGAAAGAGGGCAGAUACAGGGAGGGGCUGAAACCUUGGGACCCUGUACCACCUGUGGACCCAAACAUGGUCGAGAAAGGCACACUAGAGAAGUUGCCCGACUGGAAAAUGGUCGGACUAGAAAGAAUGAUCUUUCAAAGCGUGGCUUCCAUGGGUCUCCCAGCUUUCACCAUUCACUCCACAGUCAAGUACUCUGGAAAGUGGUUCAACAAGGCGUUCCCCAAAAAUGCAGCGCUAAGGACUUGGGGUCCCAUUGGUCUCGGAUUGAGUGUAGUUCCCGCGUUGCCUUACAUUUUCGAUAAGCCAAUCGAGCGUUUGCUAGAGCAAGUGUUCCACCCCGAGCACGACAAGCAAGAGUAA